CAGACUUUCAUGUGUUGAAUUAGUCUUCUUCCUGGCCGAGUGCAUCUCCUAGUGAGUUUUUCCUUCUUCUUUGUGAGGCUAGAAGUGUGAGUGUAGGCGUGGCUAUCUAGAGAAGUUGCUCCCUUAGCUUAGGAGUGCACAAGAGACAAUCGGAAAACCGAGCUCCGGACUGCCUGAGUCAGAAUACGGCAACGGAAUCGAUCCUCAACAGUGAUAUCAGAGACGGGGUUGUCGUCGUCUUCGUUUUCGCCAAAUUCCGCCGGCCGGAGGUCACCAACGGUCAAGCUUCGUCGUCUUCUCACAGGAGCUCACUGUUUCGUCCACCAGAGAUUGAAACCGCUGGAGCUCUGCUCGUGACUCGCCCAGACCCCUCACGCUAGAAAUCGACCGUUGAUUUCUGUUCCGCCGCCGUACACUGCCGAUUUAAGGUCUGGAAAGCCAUCGCCGGAAGUCGCUACUGUCCAGCAGAGAGAUUGUUUUCGCAUGGAGGUCAUAGCUCGCGGAUAAGUUUGUCGCUGGAGCCGCCGCCUUCCGUCGCUGCAGGUCGCCGUCCCAGAGCUCGUCCUUAUCCGUUCUUGUCUUGGUCGCAGAGAGAACGAGUUGUACCUAGACGUGGAUCUCUCGCUCAGAAGCAGAGAAUAGAGGACCUGGGCUUCAAAUCAUUGGGCUACAACUCAAUUGGGUUGGACGCUGGUCAAAGCAGAGGAGUCUACUUCGCUGGACAAAGAAGAAUCCCAGAAGCUCGUGGUUCGUCACUCUCCUGGGAGCUGGAGGACUGAACAUUGAGGCUGGAUUUGGAAUGCGAGACACAGUACGUGAUACCUUUCUGCUGCUGGACUUGGGAUGUACCUUCUGGGCUGCUCAGUUGCUGAACUGCUUGACUUUGAGUUGCACUUGGAGCUUGAUAUUGGGGUUGGACUUGGAGCAGAGAAGAGACUUGGUCAAUUGCUCAGUCAACUUGGUCAAAACUCGGUCAACGUCCGUCAAGGGCAGUCAAUAGUCUGAAAAAUCCCAAUUUUUAAAUUGGGUGGGUAAGGUCCAAAAACUCUCCUAGUGUUUGGCUAUUGUAAGUCUUCUUUAUCCGAAAUUUCAGUUUCUGCUUUUCAAUUAUUUUAAAUUGUUAGAAUUUGUUGUUGAUUUAAUAUUUGCUAGAUUGUAUUUAUUUGUGCUAAUGUUAGCCCUAUAAAUGUUAAGUUGUUUUUUAGCUAAAGUUUCAUUUUAUUUUUUCUUGUUUAGUUUUUCUGUGUGAAAAUGUCUGCUUUUAAUCAGUAUGGAAUAGCUCCAUUUAAUGGAAAAACUGAUUUUAGCAUAUGGAAACAGAAAAUAAAGUGCAUAUUAAUUCAACAAAAAUCAUAUAGGGCCAUUAGUGAGACCUAUUUGGCUUCCGAUACGGAAGAGAAAAAAGCAGAAAUGAAUGAAAAUGCUUGUUCUACAAUUCACUUGAACUUAUUUGAUUGUGUGCUCAGAAAAGUAGGAAUUUUAGAAUCAGCUAAAUCUGUGUGGAAUAAACUUGAAGAGCUUUAUAACGUAACCUCUUUGCCUAACCGGAUGUUUUUACUUGAGAAGUUCUUCAAAUUUAGACUAGAUAUGUCUAAGGAUAUUGAAGAAAAUCUAGAUGUUUUUACCAAACUUAUUUCGAAUAUUAAGUUGUGUGGUGAUAAGCAUAUAGAUGAUUAUUCCCCUAUUUCUCUUUUAAAUGCUAUUCCUGAUUCCUUUGUGAGGACAGUACUAGAGGUCUGAAUAGAGGUCUGAAGUAACUACCUCGGGGCCUAUGGGACCGGGGUGUUACAGUGAGUUGCUAUUUUUUGAACCUCACAUAGUUCAAAAUUCCCAGUUUCAUGUUCACUCUCUUGCGAAGUUAAGUGAAGAGUUGGUCAAAUCUGGAAAGGCGGAACACUUCAAAAAGAUUACAAGAAUAAUUCAUCUUGUAUUGAGUUUACCUGUUUCGACUGCAACAAUAGAAAGAUCAUUUUCUACAUAAACAAGGGCAAUGCCACAGUACGCAAUGAGUGUUUUUUUGUUGCCUUAUGAGCUUUGUGAGAAGGUGCAACGGGCCAUGAAUGCCUUCUGGUGGCGAGAUCAUGCUUUUAAAGGAAAAGUUAUUAGAUGGCGGAGGUGGACCAAUUUGUGUGUUCUGAAGAGCGCUGGGGGAUGGGCUUUCGCAGGCUGCGGGAGUUCAAUAUUGCUAUGUUGGGAAAGCAGCGGGAAGAUUGCAAAGCUAUCUCGGCCAUACCUUUAAAGGGCUUUCGGGGAGGGGGUGAAUUGAUUUGGGCGGCUGAGAGAACUGGAAAAUACUUGGUCCGGAGAAUUGAUUCGGUUCUCUAGCUAAAAGAAAUACUUUCUAUGACUCAUACUCUACGAAGUUACUUGCAAAAAUCUAAAGCUAGUCGCAGUGCAUCCUACUUAUAAGCUUGAACUCUAAGUAUUGUGCCUUCAAAUAAAAGAAGAUUUAUGGGGUUGUUUGCUACCUGUAAAAGUACUUUAUUUCCCAAACUAGAAAAUCAAAAAGAA
Cuscuta epithymum is the source of this 2511-nucleotide messenger RNA. NCBI's taxonomy places the organism in Eukaryota, Viridiplantae, Streptophyta, Magnoliopsida, Solanales, Convolvulaceae. The record is from the annotation of a GenBank genome assembly.